Molecule: messenger RNA, 1385 nt
Organism: Ruditapes philippinarum (Manila clam)
Lineage: Eukaryota; Metazoa; Mollusca; Bivalvia; Venerida; Veneridae
Product: TLC domain-containing protein 4-B-like
Exons: 5
Coding region: 398-1207 (269 amino acids)
Biological process (GO): lipid homeostasis
Cellular component (GO): membrane; endoplasmic reticulum
Source: RefSeq, a predicted model, not a curated record
AAUACAAUGUACACCAUAGGUCUUCCUUUUUUAAAACUUUCCUUGCCAAUUAUAUUAUGUAGAAAAAUGAUUCAUUUAUUCAAUUAUGGAACUUAACAUUCAGCUAAAAAGUAAUCUUAUAAAAUAGAUAGAGACACGGAUGUAUGAUAUUGACUAGGAUGUAGGAGUGAAGUAUCUUAUAAACAGUGUAAAGUUCUAUUAACCUCAUGCAAACGUCAACGAAGCUGAAACAACAGUUCAACAUAGUAAUACACGCUUGUGUAAAUAUAUACAAUGUACAUGUUUAUAGGUUAUUUUCGCUAUGGAAAUUGGCAUACUAUUAUAAGUGCAAUUGCUAGAUUAUACUCUCUCGCAUUUUACAAUAUUUGUGUUCAGCGAUGAUGAAAUUUUCUUGAUAAUGUCAGAUCAAGUUUUAGAUUACGAUAAUUCGUACCUGAUAUAUGGAGGAGGAACCAGUUUUGUUAUUUAUUUUGUCUUGUUCCGGUUUGUCAGCCCCUUCAUCUCUAGACGUAUAACUAGUUCGUACAAGGACUUGCCGAAUUAUGAACAACAAGAGUGGAACGACAGGUUCAUAUCAAACAUCAAUGCUGUCAUAUCUGUUAUCUUCUCUGCAUACGUUUUGCUGCUAGAACCUGAGACAAGAACAGACAGGAUAUGGUUCGACAGUCCAACAGCAAGAACAGCAUGUGCCAUUAUUAUAGGUUAUAUGAUUGCAGAUUUAUUGUGUAUGUUUAUAUGGUGUAAGACGACAAAGGGGGAAAUGUUCGGCUAUAUAGUACAUCAUGCUGCAACUGUCUAUGCAUACUUCUACGUUGUCGUGUAUGGGAUAUUGUGCUAUCUUGCCAUGUUCAGACUAAUUGCUGAAGCAUCAACUGUUCCAGUUAACCAAAGAUGGUUUUUUGAUGUCAGUAAAACUCCAAGGUCAAGGACAAUUGUAGUUGUAAAUGGAUUUCUCAUGGUGUUAACUUUCUUCAUAUUUCGUAUUGCCGCAAUGCCAAUAUAUUGGUAUAAGAUAAUCAUGGUAAUACGAGCAGAGUCCGCGCUAACACUUGGACAUAUCCGACACACUGUGCUUAUACUAGGAUUCUGUUUGGACAGCCUUAACUUAUAUUGGUUCUAUAAAAUGUGUAAAGGUUUUGUGAAAGCCAUUAAGAACAAAUUUCAACAAGAGGCUUGUAACAGUGAAAAUAAAUCAAAGAUAUCUUGACAAUCGCUGAUUUAUUAAAAAUCUACAGCACAAUCGAUUAUCGGGUUGUAUUUUGUGAUACCCAAGAGGUUCGUUUUUUAUAUUCCAGGACCGCUUAGGUUAUGACUGUCAACGUCAAUAUUAGGCUGUCUGAUAUAACUGUUUAUUCUUUGUAAAUAAGAGUCUGAGAUAAAGUCAA